GUUGAAAAUAAUUAAAUCCACUAAAUAAUGAGACAACAAUACUUAUAGAUGACCAAUGAUCCGGCCCACUAACCGAGCUUCUGUUUUACGUAAACUGAACCAUCGCGUAAACAAACAUUCUUGUAUAUUCAUUAUGGAGCAGCAAAUAUUUUAUUUUUCAAUUAACUAUUGAUCAAAUAUUGGAAAGAUAUUUAAUAAUGAAUAACCACUCUUCAGAAACUAGUAUCAACUCUUACAAACAUGUGAGAAGUAGUGGGUAUUUGGUGCCGAAAUAUCGUUAUCGAAACCCGCCAUCAACGAUGUCCUGGUUAGAAGAUGACAUCGAUCUCAACGAUAUAGAAGGAAUGGAUCGAUCAAAAAGUCCCGAACCACAACUCGAUGAUUUUAUACAAAAAGUUUUGCAAACCAAGAGAAAUUCAAUCACUCGAACAAAAGAAAAGGCAUAUAAAAGCGCCCUGUACCUAGCAACAAACAUUGUAGCAGUAGCUUUUGAAAAUGAAUGGCUGUAUCCAAUGUAUAUCCGCAACACAGAGAGAGAAACCGAUCUCUGUGAUUUCAGAGCGGUAGAUAAAAAUGUUUAUGUUGGAUUGGUUCCUCUCAGAAAACCUAUCAGAAUGAACGCAUUCAUGGUAGCCUACAAAUCUCCGGGGGAUCUGCCUUCCCAUCGAAUGCUGGUUCAAAUAAACAAGAAAACUACAAAAGAAGAACGGUUGAAUAUUGUUAAUGAAUGGGGACAUUGUCUCGAUGCCAAUGGAGUUUUACGACCUGACUUUGUUCUUCAAUGGUUCAAUAGAGGGUUGAUAAAGUCUUGUGAAAAACUUGAAGUGGAAAACAAAAGAACACAGAAACUUGCGUUCCUGGAAACAAGUUUGGCUGAAGACGGUACCGUGUGGGUGCAUAUAAUUGGUUUUGAUCCUCAAGAGAAUUACAAAAUCAAUCUGGUUCCUUGUUUUUCUCUAACAGAAGUACCGAAACAGUUAAACAUAAACGCACCGAUCCCGAGCAGACGACCAUACACUGACGACCAAUCAAAGUUUAUUCAGGAGGUGCAUAAUGGAAUAAAAGAAGGUGAGGAGAUUUUGUUUCUGGAAGCAAGACUUGAAAAAUGGUGCAGCAAAUCGAGAUGUAGUCCAUCCAUUGAAAUAAGCUGGGGAGUACACAUUGGGCAACUGGAAGAUAGAUCGUUUGGUUUCUUAAAUACUUUGAAACCAAAAAGACUAUUUGAAGAUAUAAUUGUGCUAAUCAAUGCGAUAAAAGAAGAACACGUUGUUUGCCUUCAUGGAGUGACAAAUCGAGUCAUAAACCAUGCUGUAUUUUUUCAGUACCGAAAAAAUCUUGGGAAAUUCCAACAAAAGCAGGAUUGGUUUUUAGCCGUGCUUAAAACAAUACAGACACAACUAAAUCUUAAUACGUUCCCGAAUUUCUUUUUACAAAAGCAAAACAUUUUUAUUGAAAGCGAUGCUCAAAUAUUAAAGUUUAACAAGGACGAGAUCAAACGAUUAAUUACUUGUAUAACAAACAACCCCGAAUCUUUACUAUCUUAUUCCGGAUGCGAGGAAGCUAAACCUGAUAAUGAUGAUUGUGAAAAGUCUGAUGAUGAGAAAGAAAGUAGUGGUGAGAAAAACGGGGUUCAUUUUGAGGACUGAAAAAAAAGAAGUUGGAAAUGUUCAACAAUGGCAAACCUUUUGAUUGGAAGUAGUCAACAAUAAACAAGGAACAUAUUGUAUGUGAAAACUCAGUGUUUUCGGGAUUUUACGCACUGAAAAUCAAUCCUGUUGCAGAAAGUAGUUACAAUAAACAAUAUGACAAGUUGGAGUUAGGAAAAUAGCCAUAAAAUGGAAACACCUUCAUUCACAGUAUCUUAAAAGUGCAAAGAUUUCAUUCGAAGCAGAAUAUUUGAGCCUCAAAUUUGUCUAUUUUGUUUUAAUUUUCUAUUUUGUAUUUUGUUCGACACCUUUAUAUCAGUGAUUUUAAAGACUUAUAUUUAAAUCUAAUUUUCAAUAGAACGUAUCUCAAAUUUUUAAAUUGUA
This is a messenger RNA of Mytilus trossulus (common blue mussel), 2030 nucleotides long. RefSeq lists its product as uncharacterized. The record is from RefSeq and is a predicted model, not a curated record. The coding region runs from base 198 to 1646 and encodes 482 amino acids. Lineage: Eukaryota; Metazoa; Mollusca; Bivalvia; Mytilida; Mytilidae. The transcript has 4 exons.